GGAUGGUCCCCAGCUGCCACAGGCUUUUCCAAUAUAAGCUACAUUUGGCAGUUGUGAUACUGACACUAAGUGGGAUUUGGUUUGUAUUAAUUGUUAUAGACUAAAAACCGAAUCAAGUCAGUCCUAAUCAAUUAAAUUUAUUAGAGCAAGCGACAGUAAGCAAACAGGGCGGCCGGGAGCCUUUGCUCCACUGACGGCGCGCAGUUCCCUCUCCCCCCCAUGGUCUUUUAUGCAGUUCUAUUCCAGCUGACGUGUCCUUCCUUGGAGUACUCUGCGUCUGCACGGCCGGUUGCUGGGGGGUCGUAGUCUGUCUUCUGGUGGUCGAAGCAGGGGGGAGGCGCCCGAUUCUUUCUUGCUGGUUCCUUCUAGUCCAGGGAAGAAGUCUCAAAAACCGGUUAAACAACUGCUGGUGUCAGCAUAAGUUAUGCAUACCGUGCUCAGUGAUUUGAAACUAUGUGGUCAAAGUCUACACCCGUCUCACCCCCUGCUAUAAUUCAUUGUUACUUACUAGGAGUUUUAAAGAACAAAGUGCUUAUACUGUAUCACAUUAAUAAUUGCAGUGUGGUACCUAAUCAAGCAAUAGAGAAAACAAACUUGUCCAGAAAUAAAAAGGUUGAAGGAAGGAAAAGUAGGGUGUUUGUUUUCCCAGAACCAGAUGCUGUGUUUUAGUUCAUAGAUACUGCUAAGUUUUAACAUUUUGAUGUAAGAACUGAUUUGCUCCAACACUGAGCCAAGAGUCACCUCAGAGACCAAGUCAGUGAGGUGGGUACUUGCUUUAGUGGGCACCGGGUAGGUGGGGGAUCGCUCCACCUAACACACACACGCAGCACUUUGCACAGCACAAUAUACGGUUACAUUUCAUGCAUAUUCGUGACAUUCCUUGGUUAGGGGUAGUUACAGAAAUCAAUUCUCGGAAUUUCUAUCAUUAGCAUACAUUCUGCACAGGCACAGUGUCCUCUGGUGUUCCCACUGAGGAAGGCUCUGACUCUUCCUCAGGCGUCCUUCUGAUGAAGGCUGGCAGUCUUAUCCCGUCUGCCCUUUUCACCUUUCUUUCCGAAGCAUGCGCACUCCUUUAUUGGCUGGUUCAGCAUUUUCAACAGGCUUUCCUCCUCUUUAUUUUCACAAGGUGUGUUCUGUUUCUAUUAUCAUAAAAUGGUUACAGCACAUAUUCCUUCUUAGGCUUCUGAUUAAUAUUUGCUGACUCUUAAUACUUAACUCAUACAUACCUGAGUUAACUAUUGCUCAACCCCUUUCAGCGCGGGCUCUGCUCCCGGCUCCUGCGGCCCCGAGCCGGGUGCCGAUGGAGCCCCGGCCCGGCUGGGCUGUGCGGUGGGGCGGCACAGCGGCUCCCCGGGCACAGCCGGCCCUGUGCCCCUGCAGAGCCCGGCCCAGCGGCUGCUGGCCGCGCCUCAGGGCUGUGCGGGCAGGGGAGGCCGGCGCUGGCCGCACGCAGCGCCCGGCCGAGGGGCUGAGCCUGCACCAACUGCAGCCCCUGGCGCUCUCCGCAGCUGGCAGAGGACAGGAGCCGAGCGGCCGAGCACGUGCGCCAGGCGCUGCCGUACCUGGACAGCCCGCAGGAGUCCCUGCGACAGGCGGCCAUCAGGUUCCUGGGGAUGGCCGGGCAGCACCUCAGGGGACACAAGCGACAGCUCCGGCGCAUCUGUCAGGCCCUUGAAGACAAGGCAGAGGACAUGAGCCCUGCCAUCAGGAGCCAGGCUCUGGAAACUGCCUUUCUCCUGCGGACAGUAGAGAGAGCUUCGGGCUCUGUCUUGCAGAAGCUACAAGAUCAAUUUUGCAGGGCAUAGAAGAAACAGUCCUGUCUGUGGGGCCAUGGCUGGCUCUUCUGCUGGAGCUCUGAGGAGAGCUGAGAGGCUCUUUGUCAGUUGCAGCCACCUGAGCCAGAGAGGAUUUUUCUUUUCUCUGCAAUUGUUUUUUCCUUCUUUCUUGUUUUUCUUCAGCAUGUAAAUAUAGGAUAUGUUCUAACACCCAGA
Messenger RNA from Oenanthe melanoleuca, 1991 nucleotides. RefSeq names its product translation initiation factor IF-2-like. The transcript has 3 exons. The coding region runs from base 1301 to 1675 and encodes 124 amino acids. The record is from RefSeq and is a predicted model, not a curated record. NCBI's taxonomy places the organism in Eukaryota, Metazoa, Chordata, Aves, Passeriformes, Muscicapidae.